Molecule: messenger RNA, 1879 nt
Organism: Sinocyclocheilus rhinocerous
Lineage: Eukaryota; Metazoa; Chordata; Actinopteri; Cypriniformes; Cyprinidae
Gene: tnfsf12
Product: TNF superfamily member 12
Exons: 6
Coding region: 531-1244 (237 amino acids)
Biological process (GO): immune response
Cellular component (GO): membrane
Molecular function (GO): tumor necrosis factor receptor binding; receptor ligand activity
Source: RefSeq, a predicted model, not a curated record
ACCGCACGAGGGGGGAAGGAAAUCUGUUUUCCACUGCUGUGCAGGACUCACUUCCCUGCAGUGCAUACUUGAGCACAUGGACGCAGAAGUGCUUUGAAAUGACACCUCUUAUGGACUAGAUAGACCAUGGUUUAUUUGUCUAAGAGAACACGAGGAAUUCAUGCCAAAGAAUCAGGUCUCCGUAAGAUGCGAGUAAAAUCCAAACCACACAGUGUUGCUGCGCUACUGUCAACUCUCUGCACAGGAAUGAGAGGAAUAUUGCUGUUCCAUUAGGGCCAGUUUAUGCAAUAAACGCAGACAGUUCUGCAUAUAGCAAAGCAUUGACAGCGGCGACUGAUUUGCUGGGUCAACCUCGCAACGAUUGCAACCAGGUUUGCGUUGACCGCGCUGCAACAGCUGCAUUUGCGCUCUGAGUGGAGAAGCUCUCGCGCAUGGGACCUACCAGAGAGGCUCAGAGAUGUUCUCGUGGAAUAUGGACAGAAUGAUUGACGUGGAAGCUCCAGAACGGUAAACGACCCGUGUGCGCAACAAUGCAGCGAAUUCUUCAGAGGAGACCAAGGAUCCGCACACUGCGCUUGGUUUGGUCGCUCAUGGCCGUGCUCGCGCUGUCCCUGGCCGUGUGCAGUGCCAUAUUUACAGCGUGGACAAUGCGACAAACGCGGGACCUGUCGAGGUCUUUCCAAACUCUGCAGGAGCGCCUAGAGCAGGUGAAUAUGCAGCGCAAGGCCAUCUUCCAGCUCAUCCUGGAAAAACGCGAACUGCUGGAGAGUCAGAGGUUCCGCAGAGAUGCGGGAGGGAGGAAAGGAAAUGGACGAAAAGUGGCCUCUCAUUUUGAGAUAACCAACGAUUCCUUCCAAAAAGUGGGGAAUGAGGGAGUCAUUAAAGGAUGGACUGAGGAGCAGCUGAAUAUGAGCAGGGCAGUGCAUUAUAAUCCAGAGACUGGCACCUUCAAAGUGGAGCGCAGCGGUGUCUACUUCCUGUACUGUCAAGUACACUUCAACGAGAACCAGAGUCAGUACGUGAAGCUCGAGGUGUCCGUUCCUAAGGGCCCUUUACUCCAGUGCAUCGAGGGGUACGGAACCACACCAGCGUCUGGCUCGCACAGGUUUCACUUCCUAAAGCCUUGCCAGGUCUCCGGCCUCCUACGCCUUAACAAGGGCGCCGAGCUGAAGGCCGUCACCGGAGGUUUCUUCAGUCUGCAGAUGUCGGGCAAACACUACUUUGGCCUCUUCAAAGUCAACUAGAGGCACAGACGGUUUUCCAGACACCUCAGCUGUAUGGACAAAAUAGUUUUAUAGUUUUCCACAGAUCACUGGCCCAAAAGUACCUAACCUAAACCUGUCUCUUUGAUCCUGGCGUUGCCUUAAAAGAGGAAAUUUUGACUUCGCGAGGAACGUUUCUAUAACCAGCUGACUGUGGUCACAGAUGACCCCUUUAUGAAUGCAAGUGCCCUUCCAUGGAGAUGUCAUCGGGAUGUUAAUGACUGCACAUCUUGCCUUGCUGGACCAAUUUAUGGAGAAUCAUUUGGUACUCUGUCGGUUUAGCUGCAAAUGCCUUAUUAAACGCAAACCAGCACAAUUUCUACUAUAUAAAUAUAGCAUUUAAUUACAGCAUACCAGAGACAUUGCUCCAGCAGCGUGGUUGGCUUAUAUACUGGCAUAACCAGUUUGACCAAAAGGACUAUGAAUUUUCAGCAGCGUUGCAGGCCACUACAAGCAUGAGAGGUUUCACCACUGGUUACUUGGCUGGACCAAAACAGAGUUGCCCUAGUUCCUGAACUGCCUUACCACUGGAUGGGUUCAGCGCAGAAAAAUGAAGGUUUUGGUUGGUCGUUAUGAAAACUCAAAGUGACUAAAUAUGCAUCAGAUAAUACAAGAAA